Messenger RNA from Penicillium samsonianum, 1908 nucleotides. Its product is annotated as putative protein kinase. Gene Ontology annotation, biological process: protein phosphorylation; intracellular signal transduction. Gene Ontology annotation, molecular function: ATP binding; protein serine/threonine kinase activity. The transcript has 2 exons. The record is from RefSeq and is a predicted model, not a curated record. Gene Ontology annotation, cellular component: cytoplasm. The coding region runs from base 1 to 1908 and encodes 635 amino acids. Lineage: Eukaryota; Fungi; Ascomycota; Eurotiomycetes; Eurotiales; Aspergillaceae.
AUGUCAACAAUGUUUCAAGAUGCAAGCGACAAUGAACAUACAAAGAAAGAAGAGGUUCACGGCCCUCUUUCGGUAGACGAUCUCACACCUUCCAUACUUAAUCCCGAGUCGCCACUGCCGUCUCUUCAGAUUCGCACCGAUCUACCCAGUAUUCGACCAUCCAGUUCGCGAGACUCCGAUCCUUAUGCUUCGACCAGUUUGUCCGGAAGUUAUCCACACCGUACCCCGAGUCUUCGUGCCCUCAUCGCUCCACCUAUAUAUAGUGCGGGUUCCUUGUCCCCGGCGUCCAUCAUGUCCUCGCCUCAAUUGAACGCGAUGGGUGACAUAACUCCAUUGCCGUCGCCAAUUGGAGGAGCUUCGCCGUGGCGGAGACCUGAUGUGCCGUCGUUAUCUCGUUCUUCGUCGAUGGCCUCGCGCAACGGUUCCAGCCUUCGCCUCAGCGAUUCAUCACAGAUGCUCGGGCCACCCGUCAUGUCCCGUUCGCGCGCCAAACCGUACACCGGCAUUGAUGGCCAUGGGGAAGAGUCAUUCAUGAACAAUCGGAAUCGUCGCGACUCGUCCUCAAAGCAUUCUCAUUCUCGGAACCGCAGUCUGAGUGACUAUGCACCGCCCGGCCGGGUCUCUGUUCCUCCCCGUCCGAUUGCAGUACCAGGGAGUACCGGGCUUGGCAUUACCUCGUCGUCGAGCAUAGAUUCGAAGUCUAAUGGACUUCAUCGCGAGCAAUAUCUCGCUGUCCAUCGAGGUAUCGCAUUGCCGACCGUUCGUCCUCCCAGCCCGCCUCGCAGCAGUGGCAGUGGAUAUAGUGACAAUGAACCCGUCAUCCGUCACCCUACCCCUCUAUCCACGCCCCAGGAGGUAUAUUCUGUCCGGUCGGUCCGCACAGAGCAGGCCCGUAUUUACCAGAAAGUCCGGGCAUUGGGCCAGGGCACGUUCAGUCAGGUCAGUCUGGCAGCACGUGUCGAACCUAUCCCCGAGAUGCCUUUAUCGCCGGAUGGUGAUGGAGCUGGCGCAUUCCAUGGGUUUGUCAACAACCAAAAGCUGGUCGCUGUCAAAAUCAUCGAACAUGGUCCUGCUGGAGGCGCGGAUGAGGGCCGACUGGAGGUGUCACUCAAGCGUGAAGUAGAAAUCUUGAAGUCGGUCAACCAUCCGUCCCUUGUCCAACUGAAAGCGUUCGGCAGCGAUGAAAAGCGUGCUUUGUUGGUUUUGGACUAUUGUCCUGGCGGAGAUUUGUUCGAGUUUGCCACGUCAGGAGCUCCUCGUAUGUCCGCGGGGUUGAUCCGACGUAUUUUUGCCGAAUUGGUUGAUGCUGUGCGUUAUCUGCAUGCUCAUUACAUCGUUCACCGGGACAUCAAGUUAGAAAAUGUUCUGCUUACCAUGCCCGCUCAUGUUAUGGAUGACGUCCAAGACUGGCGUACCUAUGACCGCGCCGUGGUCACCCUCAGCGAUCUCGGCCUGUCAAGACGUAUCCCUGAACCGCCCGAGAGCCCACUCUUGCAGACCCGAUGUGGCAGCGAGGACUACGCAGCCCCCGAGAUUCUGAUGGGUCAGGCUUACGACGGCCGCUCCACCGACGCUUGGGCACUCGGUGUUCUACUCUAUGCUAUCAUGGAGAAUCGGUUGCCCUUCGAUGUUCUACCUGGCACUCGCGGAGAUCCUGCCAAACUUCGUGCCCGGACUCCGCAUCGUAUCGCACGUUGUGAAUGGGCUUGGUAUAGAUAUGCCGACGAGGACGAGGAAUGGGACCCCGAGAAGGGCAAAGGACUUGAAGGGGCCCGUGACUGUGUGGAAGGUCUCCUCAAGCGCAACACGAAACGCAAGACCCUCGAUGAGAUUGCUGCUAUGGAUUGGGUGCGUGAUGCUAUCGAUGUGCCUGGCGGUCUGAAACGAGGCGACAAAGAAGUGCCAUAG